AUGCAAAUUUCGAGGCGGCAAAAAAAACUUGCAAGAAAACAGCUUCAAUAUCGAAAUGCUCAAGCAUCAACAUAUGCAACUAGGACACCGUUUCGUGAUGCAGAAAGGAAUUUUAAAUCGCGUUUACCGCCACCUGAUUUUAGCAACGUUAUCGACUUUUCUAAUAUCGAUAAAUGUCGCGAAGACAUUAAAAGUAAAAUUGUUGAGGUAGAAUUAAAAGUAGAUCUGGGCGAAGAAUUCGAAAAAUUAUUUGGGAGAUUUGACGGGAUAGAAAACAUUAAUAGGAAGAAAGCAUAUUGCAUUAAAGAUUUACCAGGAUUUAUAUUUAUUCAAAAUCCUUUCACUCCCGAGGCACAAAAAUACAUAAUCAAACGAUGUCUUAAAGAUUUCGCGAAAAAACCGAAUCUUUGUAAUCUUGACACACAUUAUGUUUUGCCCAACCAGGGAAUUUGGGAACUCCACGAAAAAGUAUAUAAAGGUCAAUUGAAUGAAAAUGAUAAAGAAUUCUUUGUACCGUUGAAAGCUGCAUCGAUGGAAGAAAUCACUGAGCAAUAUAUUGACAAUGACGAAUCAUCACCUAUUCUGAAAUCGAACAAUCAAAGAGUUGAUUCUUCAUUAAAUGCAAAAUCUGAUAUAGUCAAAUGUUUAGAUAACAAAGAAGUUCAAACAAAAAAUUCAAAUUCGAACGAAAGAAAAUUUGACCCUCUCCCAUCUGCUACUGUUCCAAUACUCUCACCACUCGAGUUAAUUAAGAAACUUAGAUGGGUAACAUUGGGAUAUCAAUAUCAUUGGCCAACAAAAACAUAUCAUUUUGAUCGUCGUUUUGAUUUUCCCAAAGAUAUUAAUGAUCUAGCAACAGCAGUUGUCAAAGCAAUAGAUGGCGUUGGAUUAAAGGAUGGCAGUUUUAUACAUCGAUAUGAUGCUGCAAAAUGGAAGUCUGAAGCCGGCGUAAUAAAUUAUUACCAACUUAAAGAUAAUUUAAUGGCACAUGUUGAUCAGAGUGAGAUAAACAUGGAUGCACCUUUAGUUUCCUUUAGUUUUGGACAUUCAUGUGUUUUCCUUAUAGGUGGCUUGACGCGUGAGACUCCACCAUUAGCGAUGUAUUUAAGAAGUGGUGAUAUUUCAAUCAUGUGUGGUCCUAGUCGAGGGUGUUUUCACGGUGUCCCACGAAUUCUGGAAGGCACUCUUCCAAAGUAUUUUGAAUACAAUGAUUCUGAAAAUCCGGAGUGGAAAAUUUUUGCAGAUUACAUGUCGACAACAC
Messenger RNA from Acaulospora morrowiae, 1261 nucleotides. The record is from the annotation of a GenBank genome assembly. Lineage: Eukaryota; Fungi; Glomeromycota; Glomeromycetes; Diversisporales; Acaulosporaceae.